CUUUGUCACAUGCGACCCUACAAAUGUUCGACACAUUUUCACGACCAACUAUACCAACUUCCCAAAGGGCGCGGAGUUUGCCGAUAUCUUUGACAUCGUGGGUGGCAGCCUAUUAACCAUCGACGGUGAGCCGUCUCGUGAACAGCGCGCAAAAGUCAAGGGCGCGCUCAGCAACCCAUGGAUGGCUGCCACUAUGGCGAGCUGCUGUUGUGACAAGGUGGAGAACGGCCUCCUCCCGUUUUUAGGCGAAUGGCAAGCACUGGCACUCCAUUUGACGUGCAAGAAGUGAUGUCGAGGUUUAUGUUUGACCUGGCUGCUAUGCCUUUCUUCGGCGUGGAUCCUGGCCUCCUGUCCUCGGAAAUGCUGCAGGACAUGCUGCCCAUGGACGCUGCGGUUGCCCUUGACACGUUCAUGGAGGUGGGAUUUUCCCUGCUCAUGACACCAAGUUCUUGUUGGAAGUUGAUGAGGUGGCUAAACAUUGGCCCCGAGAGAAAGCUCAAAGUGGCGCGCAUAGUGCUACUGGAGUUUGCUGCGGAGAUGAUGGAGAGGAGGAAGAUGAAUCCAUGUUUUGUUGGUAAUGAAGAUGAACAAGAGGAUGGGGAUAUCCUGUCUUCCUUCCUCAACGACCCAGACUAUGCCGAUGAUGACUUGCUCCGUGCGAUGAUCAUUGCCUACAUGUUCGCUGCUAGGGAUACAGUUGGAACAACCGUGACAUGGAUCUUCUACAACCUCGCCCAGAACCCUAACAUUGUUUCAAAUAUCCGAAAAGAACUCUCACCCAUUGCAUCACGCAAAGCAGCGGUUGGUGUGGAUGCCAUGUCGAUCUUUGAGCCAGAAGAGACCAGAUCUCUAGUAUAUUUGAAAGCCGUCUUGUAUGAGACUCUCAGGCUAUACCCAGCGGCGCCUCUUGAGUGCAAGACAGUGAUCGCCGAUGAUAUCAUGCCAAGUGGACAUGAGGUUCAUGCCGGCGACACCAUUAUUAUUUCUAUACACUCCAUGGGGAGAAUGGAGGGUGUGUGGGGUGAAGAUUGCCUCCAUUAUAAACCAGAUAGGUGGCUCUCGGUGGGUGGCAAUAACAUGAGGUAUGUACCAUCUCACAAAUUCUUGGCCUUCAACUCAGGCCCGAGGAUGUGCCUCGGCAAGGACAUCGCGAUUAUGCAGAUGAAGACAGUCAUCGCAUCAACGCUAUGGAACCUCGAUGUGGAGGUGAUGGAAGGGCAAACAAUCCAGCCCAAGCAAGCUUGUAUACAGCAGAUGAAAAAUGUGCUCAUAGUUAAGCUAAAGAAGCGAGAAAUGUAA
Triticum aestivum (bread wheat) is the source of this 1299-nucleotide messenger RNA. Its product is annotated as noroxomaritidine synthase 1-like. Lineage: Eukaryota; Viridiplantae; Streptophyta; Magnoliopsida; Poales; Poaceae. The transcript has a single exon. Gene Ontology annotation, molecular function: oxidoreductase activity, acting on paired donors, with incorporation or reduction of molecular oxygen; iron ion binding; monooxygenase activity. The coding region runs from base 250 to 1299 and encodes 349 amino acids. The record is from RefSeq and is a predicted model, not a curated record.